This is a messenger RNA of Solea solea (common sole), 2076 nucleotides long. It is a transcript of the gene mapk12a, whose product is annotated as mitogen-activated protein kinase 12a. Bases 244 to 1329 code for a protein of 361 amino acids. Gene Ontology annotation, biological process: intracellular signal transduction; protein phosphorylation. Gene Ontology annotation, cellular component: cytoplasm; nucleus. The record is from RefSeq and is a predicted model, not a curated record. Gene Ontology annotation, molecular function: ATP binding; MAP kinase activity. NCBI's taxonomy places the organism in Eukaryota, Metazoa, Chordata, Actinopteri, Pleuronectiformes, Soleidae. The transcript has 12 exons.
CAGUCUCCUUUUCACCUUUAAUUGUAAACCUCCAGCGGGAGUGGCUCUGCGUGACCUCAGGCUGCGCCCUGAGCGGCUGAUACGCAGAGCUGCGCAAUGAUGUGGCUGAGAGAGUGAGCGCAUAGGUGGGAUCUAUCAGGGACAAUGGGUGUGUAGGAUCGACGGCGCACAAAGACAAACGGCCAGAAAAAAAGACACACCACUUUGACCUACUUUUGUCCUCCCCUUUUUUAAAUAAAUGCAAUGUCUAAGCGAGUCAGACCCGGUUAUUCCCGACAAGAAGUCAACAAAACGUCAUGGGAAGUACCGGAGCGAUACCGGGAUCUGAAGCAGGUGGGGACCGGGGCUUACGGGACGGUUUGCUCAGCCGCUGACUCCCGAACAGGAACCAAAGUGGCCAUCAAGAAGCUCUACCGACCUUUCCAGUCUGAGCUCUUUGCCAAACGGGCCUACAGGGAGCUGAGGCUUCUCAAACACAUGAAACAUGAAAAUGUGAUUGGCCUGUUAGAUGUGUUUACUGCCGACCUCUCCCUGGACAGAUUCCGUGAUUUUUAUCUGGUGAUGCCAUUCAUGGGGACAGAUCUGGGGAAGCUGAUGAAGCUGCAGAGACUGUCAGAAGAGAAGAUUCAGUAUUUGGUUUAUCAGAUGCUCAGGGGUCUUAAGUACAUUCAUUCAGCAGGUAUAAUUCACAGGGACCUCAAACCAGGAAAUCUCGCCAUCAACCAAGACUGUGAGCUCAAGAUACUGGACUUUGGAUUGGCGCGGCAGGCAGACAGCGAGAUGACGGGGUAUGUGGUGACUCGAUGGUACAGGGCUCCAGAGGUCAUCCUCAGCUGGAUGCACUACACUCAGACUGUGGACAUUUGGUCCGUGGGCUGCAUCAUGGCGGAAAUGCUGCAAGGAAAACCUCUUUUUAAAGGCAGCGACCACCUAGAUCAGCUGACUGAGAUCAUGAAGAUCACAGGAACACCAGCUCAGGAAUUUAUAUCAAAACUGGAAUCCGAGGAUGCCAAAAGGUACAUUAAAAGUCUCGCAAAGGUGGAAAAAAAAGAGCUUCAUAAAGUGUUUCCCACAACUAAUCCACAAGCUGUGUCUGUACUCGAGCACAUGUUAUUGCUGGACCCGGAGAGCAGGGCGAGCGCCGCAGAGGCGCUCACGCUGCCCUACUUCGCCGAGUUCAGAGACCCAGAGGAGGAGAAGGAAGCACAGCUGUACGACCACUCGGUAGACAACACAGAACUGUCACUGGACCAAUGGAAACGUCACACCUUCACAGAGAUCUUGACUUUUAAACCAGUCGUGCCAGAAUCCAAGGAAACCUCACUGUAAAACACAAAACUGUAAUUGUGCUGCCUGGGACCAGAACAAAAAGUAAAACAUGUCUUAUUAUUAUUAUUAUCAUUAUCAUCUUGUGCUCAAGUGGGAGAAAACUGUUAAAACAAGGCUUAAUGAAUGACCACAGACUGUUAUUGUAAACAUUCCGAGUUUCUUUUCAGCAGGACUUUGGUCCAUUAGUUUUACUUCCUCACCGUUUAGCAUUAGACUCUUGUAGCUCCACCUCCAGUGAUGUGGAUACUUUAAUAACUCAGUUAUACUUGUCUGAUAGACGUGAGAUAAUAAAAGUCAGGGAAAGAAACAUUUGUGAUCAAAACAUUAUGUCUAGAAUGUGUUGUGUAAUUCUGAGUUUCGUAUGCAAGUUCAGUCACAGGUUCAGUCAGAUUGGACGCGUAUGUGUUAUAGAGCAGUGUUUCCCAGUCCUGGUCCUUGGGGGGGCCCUCCUGCAUGUUUUAGAUGGGUUUGAGCAGGGACACAUGAAAAAACAUGUAGGGGCAGAGGGUCCCAGAGGACCAGGACUUGGAAACAUUGUCAUAGAGCAUUUAAUUAAAUAUAUACCUCCUUUAUUGUUAGCGUUAAAUACAAAUCAGUACAUGCAGUUUAAGUUCAUUCAUUGUUUCCAAGAGUCAUUUGUGGUACAGUAGGUACAGUGUGUUGGAUUUAGCAAUCUGAUCUGUUUCACCUCAGCCUUCCCUUCCAAACGUGUGGCCUUCACUUAUUAAAAGUCAGAUUUCAAAACAA